UCUCUCUCUCUCUCUCUCUCUCUCUCUCUCUCAGUUUCCCCCUCCUCCCUUCCCACGCCCCAGUGCGCUGUGGGAUAGUGGCACUAUAAAGUAUAUCCUCCUCUCUCUCGGAGAAAAAAGAUAAAAAGAAGCCCCGAGACCACAGGAGGGGGAUGAAGAUGGCGGACGCCAAGCAGAAGAGGAACGAGCAGUUGAAGCGAUGGCUGGGCUCGGAAACGGACCAGGAGCCUCCCGUGCUGAAGAAGAAGAAGACGAAGGUGAAGUUCGACGACGGCGCCGUGUUUCUGGCCGCUUGCUCCAGCGGCGACACGGAGGAGGUGCUGCGAAUGCUCGACCGAGGCGCUGACAUCAACUACGCCAAUGUGGACGGUCUCACCGCCCUCCACCAGGCGUGCAUAGACGACAAUGUGGACAUGGUGACUUUCCUGGUGGAGCAUGGAGCUGCCAUCAACCAGCCUGACAACGAGGGCUGGAUCCCCCUCCACGCUGCAGCCUCCUGCGGAUAUCUAGACAUAGCAGAGUAUCUCAUCAGUCAGGGUGCCAGUGUAGGUGUCGUAAACAGUGAAGGUGAGACACCGAUGGACAUCGCCGAGGAGGAGGCGAUGGAGGAGCUCCUGCAGAAUGAGAUCAACAGACAAGGGGUGGAUAUCGAGGCAGCCCGCAAAGAGGAGGAGCGGAUCAUGCUGAGGGACGCCCGGCAGUGGCUCAACAUCGGCCAGAUCCAAGACGUCCGGCAUGCCAAGUCCGGGGGGACGUCGCUCCACGUGGCUGCUGCCAAGGGAUACGUCGAAGUUUUAAAGCUUUUAAUCCAAGCAGGGUAUGAUGUAAAUAUUAAAGACUAUGAUGGCUGGACUCCUCUACAUGCGUCCGCACACUGGGGCAAGGAGGAGGCCUGUAGGAUACUGGUGGAGAAUCUGUGCGACAUGGACCUCAUUAAUAAAAUGGGCCAGACGGCUUUUGAUGUAGCAGAUGAAGACGUUCUGGGAUACUUAGAAGAAUUACAGAAAAAGCAAAAUCUGCUGAUUGGUGACAAGAAAGAUGUUAAGAAAUCUCCUAUAAUCGAAACAACAACCACUGGGGACAACAACCAACCACUGAAACCACUCAAGAGCAAAGAAACGCUGCUCCUGGAGCCGGAGAAGAGCGCCCCACGCAUCGAGACCUUAGAACCCGAGAAGGUGGAUGAAGAAGAGGAGGGGAAGAAGGACGAAUCAAGCUGCUCCAGCGAAGAAGAGGAGGAUGAAGACUCGGAGUCAGAGACUGAAGCAGACAAGACCAAGCCUGCAGCAUCAGUGAGCAACAGCACGACGCCCGCCCCUUCCACCAUCACAGUGACCUCUCCAGCAAGUCCAACUAACCAGGUGACGACCCCCACUUCACCAGUGAAGAAGGUAUGAUCUGCCCCUCCGAAAGUCUCCGCCAAAGUGGAGGACGACAGGAAGGACGAGUCCCCGUCAUCAUGGCGGCAGGGUUUGAGGAAGACGGGCAGCUACGGGGCGCUAGCGGAGAUCACAGCCACCAAGGAGGCUCAGAGGGAGAAGGACACGACCGGGGUGAUGCGCUCAGCCUCGAGCCCUCGCCUAACCUCCUCGCUGGACAACAAAGAGAAAGAGAAGGAGAAGGAUAAAGGGACCAGGCUGGCCUAUGUGGCCCCCACCAUCCCCAGGAGACUGGCCAGUACUUCGGACAUCGACGAGAAGGAGAACAGGGACUCUACUUCUCUGAUACGUAGCGGCUCAUACACCCGGCGGCGCUGGGACGACGACCUGAAGAACAGCGAAGGCAGCGCCUCCACCAACCGAACCCCCAGCUACCAACGCAGCACGUCCCACACGCUAGCACUAGGGCGGAGCGGCAGCACGCGGGACGUGCCAGCCAAGUCUUCGUCCACCUCCAACUUGGACCCUAACACCUGUAAUACUAAACCCUGGCAGCCACCCUCCUCCCACUACCAGUCUUACAGCAUUUACCGCAGCGGCUCUUUCGGAAGACGACACGAGGAUCUGAGUUCUUCGACCACUUCCUCCACGACCACCACCACCUCCUCAUCUGUUACCUCGCCCACAGGCCACCGCGGCCUGCUCUCCAGCCUGGGCUCCUCCUCCACCCGCACUGGCUCCACCAGUCUCACCAGCAGGUACUGGUCAGAGGAGAGUGCAGAAAGGGAAAAGGAGAAGGAGUCUGCUGCAGUCAUCCCCACUAUGAACACUGGCUCUACCACGACCACCACUUCCACCACUACCACCGCCAUAUCUACCACCACUGGCACCGGCACUGGGCCAGAGAGACGCAGAUCAUACCUGACGCCGGUGCGAGACGAGGAGUCCGAGUCCCAGAGGAAAGCCCGCUCCAGACAGGCUCGACAGUCGAGGAGGUCUACCCAGGGUGUGACUCUGACUGACCUGCAAGAGGCCGAGAAAAUCGUACCCCGUCGUACCCCGAAGACCCGAGAGGAGGAGAAGGAGGAGAAAGAGAAGCAGGACAAGGAGAAGCAGCAGGAGGAGAAGAAGGAGACGGAGACAAAGGAGGACGAUUACCGAUCAAAGUACCGCAGCUAUGAAGAGCGCUACCGGCCCUCGUCCUCCUCCUCCACCUCCGCCAUUUCCACAGUCAGCACUGCCUCCACCCCGUCCUACUCUAGCACCGCGUUGUCCUCCAGUUCCAGCUCCCUCAACAGGCCUAACAGUCUGACGGGGAUCACCUCCUCCUACAGCCGUUCGUCCAGAGAUACAGAAAAAGAAUUGGACAAAAAGGAGGAGGAGAAGGAGGGAGAGGACAAGUCUCAGCCUCGCUCCAUACGGGAUCGCAGGCGGCCCCGCGAGAAGAGACGCUCCACUGGAGUCUCCUUCUGGACCCAAGAUGGUGAUGAAAAUGAUCCAGACCAGCAGUCGGACUCGGAGGAGGGCAGCAUCAAGGGAGACACACAGAGUGACAGAUUGUCCAGCACUUCAUCCGUAGAUCGUAAUGAUGCUCUUUUCAGUCGUGGCUAUGGUGAGAGUCGGAGGACGUAUUCGAGCCGGCUGGAUAGAGACGACACCACUGACUAUAAGAAGCUCUACGAGCAGAUCUUAGCUGAGAAUGAGAAGUUGAAGGCUCAGUUACGUGACACAGACCUGGAGCUGGCAGACUUGAAGCUACAACUAGAGAAGGCCACACAGAGGCAGGAACGCUAUGCCGACCGAUCACAGCUUGAGAUGGAGAAAAGGGAAAGAAGAGCUCUAGAAAGGAAGAUUUCUGAAAUGGAGGAGGAACUUAAGAACCUCCCCCAGGUAAAGCAGGUUCAGGCCCUGCGGCAGGUCAAAGAGCGGCUGCAGGCUGAGAACCGGGCGCUGUCCCGCGUCUUGGCAAAGCUCACACAGUCCGCCUGCAGCCAGCUGCCCUCCGUCGACCUCUAAAGCCACGUCCGUUUGUCCACCACCAUCUUCCCCCUCCUCCUCCUCCUCCUCUUCUUCUUCUUCUUCUCCUUCUUCCUGUUCUUCUUCACCUUUCCCCUCCUCCAAACCUUCAUCUUCUCAUGCUCCAUUCGUGCUCUGCCCGCACCCAUAGACAGGCAGGUUGCCCAGCCGCCCACUGGUUUUUGUAAACUCCCCUCUGCCUCCCCAGAGCUUUUGGUUUUUCAGAUUGGGGAGGGUGUCUUUUUUUACAACAGGACACUCUCCUUUUACAGUACACAUCUGGCAGGUUGUAUUUGCACCAAUCAGCUUAUAUACAAACAAAAAAUAAUAAUAUAUAUAUGAUGGAAUAAUCACCAGCAAAAAGCCUCAUGUAAAUUUAAUUUCAGACCAAGACAUUUCAAAAUGUACCAGACUCCACACCAACACCUGCAGUACUGUACAGGAAAGUGUCCUCUUUGUAGUUCCUAGAUGUGACGCUUCCUUCAGAAGGAGCUCAGUUGUUCAGUUUGGCUUGAUCUGGCAUCUUUGCAUGAAGUGGCUUCAUUAUUUGGCAUCAAUUUCUUUUGGUCCAAAUCUUCAGAGACUGAAUCUUAAAAAAUGUUUUGUCCUUCCCCUUCUUUCGUUUCCUCCCCAAAUUUGAAUUUGACUGAUGAGCAAUCAGUCAACGAGGAUAAAGUUCGGCUGCAUGCACCUUCUGGUUUUUAUGUGGAGGUGAAGCAUUGUGCCCAUCAGAACACGAGGAUAUGUGAACAAUGAAUGGGAGUGUGUUUCUUUCAGGGGACGGAAGCCUUUCUUGUGGUAUAACGGAGAAUCUGCGGAAAAAUGAUUCUGACAAAAAGUUUCUGUUUAUUUUGUUUAGUGAAGUUUAAAACAUCAGUUAGUAAUCAUGAGCUGGUUUCACACAUGCACUCCCCCCCCCCCCCACACACACACACACACACACACACACACACACACACAAAGAAACAUUUCUGGCAAUUUUCAGGGGUUUUGUGCAUGUGUGAAAGCAGCUCUUGAGAGGGAUUUAAGGCAUCGUCAUGUUGUAAAUGAUCUGCGUUGUGUCACCUCUUCAGUAUUUGAACAGGGAGGUCUUUUUAGGAAAUCUGGAUUACUGAUUGGCUAAGCGUGAACUUAGACACUGCUGUAUCUAGACAGGAUUUAUAAGAGCAGCCUUUAAAGUAAAUGUUUGUUUCCUUGGACCUUCCAGCUGCACACAGUAUUCAACAUCUGAAAACAAAUAUGCACUAUCAAAAAAAAAAAAAAAAAAGUGACUUUAUUCUCUCUGCUGUGCAUCUUUCUGUCUGCCAGAGAGCAGCCGGUUGGACUAUGCAUGGCUUUCUCAGGAUCUUUGGCCUGUGGUGUGCCUGCUUUUUUUUUUUUUUUUUUUAAUCUCUCUCUCUCUCUCUUGGUUAAAGGAUGUUUGUCUUUUUUUUUUUUCUUUUUUUAAAUCGAACAAAACAAAACCUGAGAGAUGCUGUGUGACUCCCAAGAUUUGCUUUACACAGGCUGCAAUUAACACAUUUGUCAAACUGGCCUGACUGGUUUAAUGACAAACACGUCGAUGUCCAGACUUGUCUAAGCCUCCUCUCUCUCUCUCUUCUCUCUCUCUCUCUCCUUCUCUCUCUCUCUCUCUCUCUCUCUCUCUCUUUUUGUU
Molecule: messenger RNA, 5049 nt
Organism: Labrus bergylta (ballan wrasse)
Lineage: Eukaryota; Metazoa; Chordata; Actinopteri; Labriformes; Labridae
Source: RefSeq, a predicted model, not a curated record